Mizuhopecten yessoensis (Yesso scallop) is the source of this 794-nucleotide messenger RNA. RefSeq lists its product as uncharacterized. The coding region runs from base 99 to 728 and encodes 209 amino acids. The record is from RefSeq and is a predicted model, not a curated record. The transcript has 6 exons. NCBI's taxonomy places the organism in Eukaryota, Metazoa, Mollusca, Bivalvia, Pectinida, Pectinidae.
UUAUCAGAGGGCACAGAAUCUUUCCUUUGAACCAGUUACGAUAAAGGUCUUGAUCAACACUGACUUGAACUAUCAGCGAGGAAAGGAAAAAUUCAAAAAUGGACAUACGAGGUUUAGUCGUGAUUGUGUGCCUUCUUCACAUCACUUACUCCGCCGAUAUCCCAAAGUGUUUAUCUCAAUACAACACCUGUCUGUCUAUCUUCGGUCUGAAUACUACAGGAACGUUUCCAGUUCCGUCUGAGGAACAGUUGUAUACAGCAUCUGUCAUGGAUUUCCUAUGUUCUCACAUUGACCUGUAUGUGGCCUGCUACGAUCAUAUGAUCAAAUGUUUCGAAAUUAACGGCACCGAGCCAGCUAUCAUGAGCAAUGAGCAACUGCACCAUGUGAUGGAAAUAAUGUGCCAGCAGAAAUCAGUUUUAGUGAAUGGACAUCAGUGUUUAGAGCGAAUCAACUACACACAAAUAGGAAGAAGAUGUGCCAACAAGACACAGCAGAUAGUAGCCAAGCUGAUUGAAGCAGAUUUAUCCGUUAAAGAAAUAACGUGCACGUCGCUUAAGUUGUCCUCCGAAUGUCUUUACACCUCACCUGCUCUGCUGUCCUGUGGUAAUGAUCUUGUUUCGGCAUUAACGACGAUAAGCGAUGCCUCUGCGAAGAUGUUGUGUGAUGGAGGAACAACGACCGUCUCCCCUAUGUCAGUCAGCAAGGAGCCGGCAGUUGUAGUCGGCUAAACAACGUACUUUCUUGCUUCAGUGGUAUUGUACAUUAACGAUAUUAUGAAUAAAUCAAAUAUUAAC